UGAUUCGUCGCUCUGCUCACUUAUUCUUGCAUCAGCAGACCGAGGAACUGAUCACACGAUGCUGCUGGAGUUUCACACUGAGGGCAGUUCAAUAAAUCUGAGGGAAAAGUGAACCUGAGGCUGCAUAUUACGGAUAAAGAUUAACCUGGAUACGGCGCGCUGCCGGAGUUUUGCGCACGGAGAGCGGAGCGCACAGUGCGGAACUUGAGCGUCCUCCGGGGAGAACUUGACCCUGCUGCCUGACUCGGGUCUGCUGGAUACGGCUCAUAGAUGAGAACCACUCCGGAGACAGAGCUUCUCCGUCGGACAAAGAGCCUGUCAGUCUGGAGCAGCACCGGCGACCAUGUCGGACCUCUCGGUCACUAACGACACCGUACCGGUGGCCGCAGCCGCAGACUACAACUUCCCAGCGCUCAUAUUCGGGAUCCUGCUGAUCGUCGUGGUCACUGGAGGAAACGUGCUGGUGUGUCUGAGCGUUUACCUGGAAAAGGCUUUAAAAACAACCACUAAUUACUUCAUAGUGAGUCUGGCGUUUGCAGACCUGCUGCUGGCGGUGCUGGUGCUGCCGCUCUUCGUUUACGCAGAGUUUCAGGGCGGCGUUUGGUCCUUGAACAUGCUGAUGUGUGACGGCCUGAUGACCAUGGAUGUGAUGCUCUGCACGGCGUCCAUAUUCAACCUGUGUGCCAUCAGCGUGGACAGGUUCAUUGCAGUGUCCAUCCCCCUGAACUACAACCGUAGACACGUGGACCAGCGGCAGCUCAUCCUGCUGUCUGCUACCUGGCUGCUGGCCUUGGCCGUGGCUUCCCCCGUCAUCUUCGGCAUCAACAACGUGCCUGACCGCGACCCCAGCGAGUGCAAGCUGGAGGACAACAACUAUGUGGUUUACUCCUCCGUCUGCUCCUUCUUCAUCCCCUGCCCCAUCAUGGUGCUGCUCUACUGUGGGGUUUUUCGCGGGCUACAGCGCUGGGAGGAGACGAGGAAGGCAAAGCUUCGCAGCAGCAUCGAGGCCUGCAGGAAGCUUCAGCACGCCGCCGUCGCCACCGCCCUCCCCCCGCUGGCUGGAACCAUCCCCGGACCUCUGCCCAUGCCGCUGCCCAGGAUCAUAGAGAGGGACCUGGCCCAGAGUCGGCUGGACGACUCAGGCGACUACAUCCACCAGGAGAUCCCUUAUCCUCGGCAGUAUAGGGAGAACUCGGUGCCCACGGUGACCUUCAGCCAGCAGCAGAUGAAGAAGAGAGCAAAGAUCAACAACAGGGAGAGGAAAGCGAUGAGGGUGCUGCCCGUCGUCGUAGGUUGCUUCCUGUUCUGCUGGACUCCGUUCUUCGUUGUCCACACGACUCGAGCCGUCUGCCUGACCUGCGACAUCCCUCCCGGCCUGAUGAGCACCGUCACCUGGCUGGGCUACGUCAACAGCGCCCUCAAUCCCAUCAUCUACACCAUCUUCAACACCGAGUUCAAGAAAUUCUUCAAGAAGUGUUUCCGCAGCUGCUGCUGACAACAGAUUUUCCUCCACAGACUCGAAGAGGAAGUUUCGGUUGGCUUUACAGCCCGCAGUUAUCGACCGGGAAGUCUGAGGCCUCCAGUUUCACCAAUUAACUCUGUACGAGAAGAAGAUGGUUGCUGGAAAAGUGAUAAAAGUUUCAUCCCCAGGUCCAUUUUCUGAUUUGCUGAUGAGGUUUUCUGAUCCCUGCGGAUUACUGGCGAGAAAAAGUGAUGCUGUUUGGGUGGUAAGCUGCAGAAAACAGCUGAACUUUGACUCCCCAGUCUGAAAUGAAGAUUUCAGUUUGUCUAUAUAGCACUUCUUCUUUCUUUGGAGUAAAACCACAUAUCAGCCUUGGUUGGGGUUAUGGUCUGCAAGUUCCAGCCAAGGAUGUGGGGAUUUGUACCGAUUCUGAGCAGCACUACUGUCUGAAAGGAUAAUCUCAGGGCAAGAAAAUCCCAGAGGUUACAGAAAGACUGAAUAAGCUUCAGCAGAGCAGAAUAACAAACAGCUGAAAGUAGCUUCGCGACCAAAUAAUCCUCUAAAAUCAGCACCCCGUGUUCACUUUUGAAGAUAAGUUCAGAGCAAUAGCUCCCCGUUUCUGACACUGCUUUUAUGUCCUGGUUAGCUUAGAGUGAAGACAGAAAAAAACAGGACUGUAUUCCACUGUCUCCAUGAUCCAUUUCAUUAGAGCAGCUUUCAAAUGCUUGUUUCUAUACAACUUAUUCUAAUGAUACACUACAGUUGUUUCUGUCUUCACACACACUCAGUUUGUCCUCUGUUCAGUCUUCUCCUGCUCUCUGCUCUCACAUAAACUGUAGUUAACCCUCUGAACUCCAAGCAGUUUCUGGAUGGUUUUUUCUCCCGUCACAUUUUUGCUCACUGUUGGCGCAUUUUUCACUGCAAAAUAGAAACUCCUGCAACUUCUAUGGUAUAGAAGUAAAAAGAACUCUAAAAUGUCUUGUGUGUAGCAUGAGACAGUUAAAAUGGCAUAAAUUCUAAAAAAAAAAAAAAAAAAAAAAGAAAGAAAAACAAAAAUUGAAUUUCAUUGAUUAUUUCAUUUAGAAAAAAAUGAAAAACACCUGGAAUCAACAUGUGCAAAGAGUGCUCAAAGGUGUUACUAAUACUUAGAAGAAAUGGUCGCUUUACAUAACACAGAUACUUAUCUACUGAAAUGUUUAAUUAGUUUCCCUUUGUCCAUUUGUUUCUCAUCUGCUUGGUGUAAACACUGCCUUGAAUUUUUGUCAUGUGACCACUGGUAUUAUCUGAGGGACUAAUGGCUUCAUAUUUACACCAAGAAGCACUGAUUUUUAUUUACUGAAAUUUUGUCAAUUUUUUCCAAUAGAACAUUACAUCACAGAUGAGUUUAAUUUUUUUACUUUUUUUUUGGUUUUUUUGAUUUCUGAAAGUUUAUUUUGAAUAUUUCAACAUAAAAAGAAAACAACAAAAGACAAUGAAUAAUUUGCUCAAAAAGGAAUGGGAAGAAGUCUAAACUUAUCUAAUCCCACUCCUCCUUACACAAAUGAUCUAUUCUUCCUUUCUUACCUUUAUUAGUAAUAAUACCAAUAAUAAUAAUAAUAAUAGUGAACAUGAUUUAUAAUAAAUAUACACUAAUAUGCCCAUUUACAUUUAUACAAACGGACAAAGACAAAAGGACCAAACAAUAGCAAAACACAACAAAAAGAAAAGGAAAGACCCAACUAAUAAUACACAUAAAGAAAACAAAUCAUUAAAGAUAUAAAUAAUUAUCAACAGUAACCUUUGCACACCCAGUGACUGCCACACCCCCACUUCAUGAGCAGUUCAAUGAUUGUCGAAAAGGUGAAAAUCUCAUCAAUUUUUCUGUUCUGACAGUUUCUGGCUUUGAUAAAUCGGGUAAUUUGGGGGAUUUAAAAAAAAAAAGAAACAAUGUAUACCAAAUCUGCCAGCAGGUUUUGGGGUUCAGAGGGUUAGAACAACAAAUUCACUGACAGAACCAAGCAGGUCUGCCUUACGAAACGAUCCAGAUAUUCAGCAAAACCUCACAUUUUCAGUGUGUAGGUCGCUGCUCGGAGGUCGUUGUGGUUGUUUCCGGAAGCAACAGGGAUUUUAAAAAUGGUUGCACAUAAAUAGUGGAAGGGGAAGCCAGUGGACUUACACCUGAAGUCUACAUCUGGUUGUUGAGUUCCUGACACUUAUCAAACAAACCAAACUUUGGGCUCAGACGUCCUGUAUAUGGAGCAGAAGCAUCCUCCAAGUCUAUCUGGGAGACAUAAAGCACCAAGAGAAGAUGAAGAGGCUGAUGGAAGGAAUGUGGAACCCUGCUCAUGACUGAAACACGAUGUUGGGAUGUUUUUCCUUCAAAGGAAUCGCUGUGAAGGAUAUGAUUCAACAAACUAUUAAACAGUAGAGAACUCGGCGCAGUUGAAACAACUCACCAGGGCAUUUAACUGUAACUAUGAGCUAUGAACCCAUGAAAACAUCCAUUUAAUAUCAUGAUCAGCAUUACGCCUUAAGUUCAAAGGAUGUUACCGUCCAUAGUGAUAGACUUUAACAUUCAUCAGGUCCCAGAGUAGUAGUUUUGAAAUUGUCAAAGCUUAUUUCUUUUCCUAUUUCCUGUCAGAUUUGUAAUUCACACAUUAUCGUCCCGACUUUAUGGAAAUGACAGUUUCCUGUUUUCUCUGCUUUUUCACAAGAGUAAUAUGAUUCAUUACAGCGCUGAGAGGAUAACACAUCAAGUUGUAAUAAAAAGUAAAAUAAGCACCACAAAGCAGAUAAAAAGUAGAUCUGCUGCCUGUUAGUGAUUUAUUUUAAAAAAACCAAACACGAUAUUUGCUCAGGUUUUCAUUACAAGAGACUUCUCGUGUUCUUUCAUCAUAACUGAAUAUCAACCUUUGACUUGUCAUUAUCUUUGUUUCUUUUUCGUUAAAACAACAAAGCUGUCUGAUUAUAAUGUUAUCAGUCCGUAUGCUAUGACCAGAAACUUAUAGAACAUAUUUUUCAUAAGUUUUUAUUAUUACCACAUGCCAUUAUUUCUGUUAUAAAAUGAAUCAUUACAUAUAUUUUUUCUCUCUUUAGAAGAAAAUAUUUCUAUUUUUAUAGCAUAAGUUGGUAUAUUAUUAUAAGAAGAAAGAAAUUUCCACCUUAAGUAAGGCUAUUAGGAUUGUAAUCUCCGAGAUAAAGUAAAAUAAACAGUCAAGUACGGUGGCUCAGAGAGUUCAAAGUACGAAAAGAAAAGAAAAAUAGACAUCUGGAUGAUAAUGAGUUAGAUAAAUAGCAGUAAGGCCACUUGUAUUCUAACUGUUUUGCUUGAAAUUUUUUUUUGCAAGAAUUUGGGAGCAGUUUUUGCUUUAUGAUGCUUUAAAAAAUGUACUUAAGUUUGACUUUUACUUCCUCCAAUGCUGGUAUAUGUGUUGAAAAUAUAGUUUGAUUUUUUUUUACAAUUUUAUGGAAACCAUGAGCUCCAAAGUAUUAAAACAGAUUCACCAGAAUGAACAAAACUACAUUUGAAACAUCAUAAAGUUUCAUUUUGAGGCCUCUCCAAAAAUAUUUAUAACUCCAGCAUCCUGUUAAAGUUGCAGUCACAACUAGAAAACGUUUUUUAAUUCAUCAUAAUGACAUGUUAUAAUAAUUCUAGAGCACGGUCUUACCAGCUUUGCUAGAACCAUACUGAAAACAUCCUUUUUUCCCCCAAUUUUCCUUUAUAGUCGAGGACAAGAAAGUUUGUUAGGUUUAUGUUUGAACUAAUGUAGUCCAGGUUGGUGUUUUCUCUACAUUUUAAACAAGCACAACAAGCAUUUUAGCCUUACAGUUCUUCUGCUGUAAGCUUUUCCAUAUUGGUUACUCCAAAGAGGUGAAAAUUCCCCAAAAUAAAUGGGGUGAAUGUGUAUGUAGCCCAACUUUUCAUUUUAGAAUGAUGAGAAACUAUUCUUUUUCUGACAUAGAUUGGUUUUGUUCGUGACAAAAAGGUUUCCUGUCAAAACUGAAUAUUUUUUUUCUCAAAUACUGGGAAAAUAACUUCAUUAUAACAAGAUAAUUAGCUAGAAGCAAGAAAACAAGCGCCACAGAAGAUUAAAAAAAAACAUUUUUUAUGCUGUUGAUGAGAAAUGUUUUCUCUGCUUUCUUGUUGAAACUGUGUGACUUGAUAUGUAGUAAAAUACGUGAAGAAAAAUGUCACUUUAACAUGAAAAGUACCUUGUAAUGAUGUGAAAAGAAGUGACUGAGCCAAUAUUUUGUGUCACAAUGCUAAAUGGUAAACAGAUUUCUGGAGAAUUGCACAAAUUGCUGCCGUUUUGUUCCUACAGUAUUACUUUGCUUUGUUGAAACAGUCUGAUACUCAAAUGACAUAAAAACACCGUAGAGGUUGUACUUUCAUUCAUUGCUCUAAGCUGUACGUUGAGUUGCAAAGCUUUUCCAGAUCGUGUCUCGACAAUGUUGCACAUUAGAGUCACGAUCCUCCUGUGAUGAAGUCGUGUCACGUUCUGCUGUCUGAGUGGCUCUGUCACCACCGUGAGUCCGUUUGUUUGGUUACUGACUGUGCCUACUGUACGCCAUAUCCACGUUUUAUGUGGAAACCUUUCUAAUAAAGUGUCAUCUU
This is a messenger RNA of Acanthochromis polyacanthus (spiny chromis), 6056 nucleotides long. It is a transcript of the gene drd4b, whose product is annotated as dopamine receptor D4b. Gene Ontology annotation, molecular function: G protein-coupled receptor activity; dopamine neurotransmitter receptor activity, coupled via Gi/Go. The coding region runs from base 344 to 1495 and encodes 383 amino acids. NCBI's taxonomy places the organism in Eukaryota, Metazoa, Chordata, Actinopteri, Pomacentridae. The transcript is spliced from 4 exons. Gene Ontology annotation, cellular component: plasma membrane. The record is from RefSeq and is a predicted model, not a curated record. Gene Ontology annotation, biological process: adenylate cyclase-activating adrenergic receptor signaling pathway; adenylate cyclase-inhibiting dopamine receptor signaling pathway.